AUGGGCGCUAUCGACAGGCUUCAGCAGAUUGGCAACCAGAUCUCGGGUGGCGCUACCCCCAAGGGUCGCGCUAAGCUCCUGGAGAAGAACCCCGAUGACAUCGUCGUCACCUGUGCUCUCCGGACGGCCAUCACCAAGGGCGGCAAGGGCGCUUUCAAGGACACCUUUGCCUCUGACCUCCUGGCCGGUGCCCUGAAGGGUAUCCUUGAGCGCUCCAAGAUCAAGCCCGAGCUCGUCGAGGAUAUCGUUGUCGGCACUGUCCUUGCCCCCGGCGGUGGCGCCACCGAGAUGCGUGCCGCUUCCCUAGUCGCCGGCUUCCCCGUCACCACUGCCGUUCGCACCCUCAACCGCCAGUGCUCGUCUGGUCUGCAGGCUUGCGUCGAUGUUGCCAACGCGAUCCGCAGCGGCAUGAUCGAGAUCGGUAUCGGUGCUGGCGUCGAAUCCAUGUCCACUCAAUACGGCCCUGGUGCCGUCAGCGAGUUCUCUGAGCUCCUUGAGAGCCACCCCGAGGCUGCCAACUGCAAGGUUCCCAUGGGUGUCCUCUCUGAGCAGAUGGCCAAGGACCGCAACAUCACCCGCGCCCAGCAGGACGCCUUCGCCGCUGCUUCGUUCCAAAAAGCCGUUGCGGCCCAGAAGGCUGGCCUCUUCAAGGAGGAGAUCUACCCCAUCAAGGCCAAGUACACCGACCCCAAGACCGGCGAGACCAAGGAGGUCCUGGUCGACAAGGAUGACGGUAUCCGUGAGGGUGUUACCGUUGAGUCCCUUGCCAAGAUCCGCCCUGCCUUCGCCAAGGACGGCACCAUCCACGCCGGCAAUGCCAGCCAGGUUAGCGAUGGCGCUGCUGCUGUCCUCCUGAUGAAGCGCUCUACCGCCGAGAAGCUCGGACAGCCCAUCCUGGGCAAGUUCGUCGCCGCCUCCAUCGUCGGCGUCCCGCCCCUUCUCAUGGGCAUCGGCCCCUGGAAGGCCAUCCCCAAGGUCUUCGAGCUGACCGGCAUUACCAAGGAUGAUGUUGAUAUCUUUGAGAUCAACGAGGCUUUCGCCAGCCAGUGCCUGUGGUGCGCCAACGAGCUCGGUAUCCCCGCCGAGAAGAUCAACCCCAAGGGCGGUGCCAUCGCUUUCGGCCACCCUUUGGGUUGCACUGGUGCCCGCCAGGUCUCGACCCUGCUCUAUGAGCUGAGGAGGCGCGGCCAAAAGAUUGGUGUCACUUCCAUGUGUAUUGGCACUGGUAUGGGUAUGGCUGCUGUUUGGGUUGCCGAGUAA
This is a messenger RNA of Thermochaetoides thermophila DSM 1495, 1260 nucleotides long. Its product is annotated as 3-ketoacyl-CoA thiolase-like protein. Gene Ontology annotation, molecular function: acetyl-CoA C-acyltransferase activity. The transcript is spliced from 3 exons. Gene Ontology annotation, biological process: fatty acid beta-oxidation; phenylacetate catabolic process. NCBI's taxonomy places the organism in Eukaryota, Fungi, Ascomycota, Sordariomycetes, Sordariales, Chaetomiaceae. Gene Ontology annotation, cellular component: peroxisome. The coding region runs from base 1 to 1260 and encodes 419 amino acids. The record is from RefSeq and is a predicted model, not a curated record.